Molecule: messenger RNA, 1278 nt
Organism: Elgaria multicarinata webbii
Lineage: Eukaryota; Metazoa; Chordata; Lepidosauria; Squamata; Anguidae
Product: coenzyme Q-binding protein COQ10 homolog B, mitochondrial-like
Exons: 5
Coding region: 40-780 (246 amino acids)
Biological process (GO): cellular respiration; ubiquinone biosynthetic process
Cellular component (GO): mitochondrion
Molecular function (GO): ubiquinone binding
Source: RefSeq, a predicted model, not a curated record
UGUGCCCGAAACACUCAGACCUCACAGUCACGUUGAAGGAUGGCAGCAACCAGUCGCCUGGGUCGGAGCGUCGCCCUCGCCGUUCGCGGUCUACUGGAGAGCGGCUUGCGCCCACGCUGCGCCAAAGGAGCCCGCUUCGAGAAGGCGCACGCAAAAAAGAGAUUGGGUUUGCCACAUUGCAGACAGUUAAGCUCUGUCCUGAGCACCUGCCCUUUCCUGGCGUCAAGGUCAGCUGUGAUACAACAGCAGACCCGGUCCUUCCUGAACCUGGCCACCUCCCUGCUUGGUGCCAAGCGAGUAGAGUAUGCUGAAGUCCGUCAGCUCCCGUACUCUGUUGACCAGAUGUAUGAUAUUGUAGCAGAUGUGGGCAGCUAUCAGCUGUUUGUGCCCUGGUGCACCUGCUCCCGCGUCAUUUCCCACCGCAAUGAGUUCUCGCAGGCGGAACUGGAAGUGGGAUUUCCCCCUGUGGUAGAGCGCUAUCUCUCUGAGAUUAUCUCAGAGCCUCAUCAUCAGAUCCGGGCUGUGAGUAAAGAUGGGCAGCUAUUUCAGCACCUGGAGACACUGUGGCAGUUCCAGCCAGGACGUGUGGGAAAGCUGGACACCUGCACACUGAAGUUUUACGUCUCCUUUGAAUUCAAGUCAGUUCUUCAUACGCAACUGGCCAACCUCUUCUUCAAUGAGGUAGUCAAGCAGAUGGUGUCGGCCUUUGAGCAGAGGGCAGAGAAGUUGUAUGGCUCACAGACUGCAGCCCACCCAAGGAAGGCUGUUCACUGCACGUGACGGAUGGCCCUGUUUGGAUUGAAGUGUGGGUCAUCCAUCUUGACCUAAGAAAAAAUCGGGAUCUCUUCCUACCUGCCUUUUCAAGGACAUUACUUUAUUUAUACCUAUUUAACUCACAAAAAAACCCCAGAGUAAAUUAUUUUUAUUGAUUGUUAUUUUAUUGAGAAUUUUGUUCUAGGAUAAUUUAUUGGAUAUUUAAUUCUGCUGUCCUAAGUAUGACUCCUUGCUAUAAAGGAGACCUUGAGCAAUGACUGAAAAACAGCAAAUUUGUAGUUCUUUAAAAAAAAAGGUUAUAUUUUUAAAACUAGCAAGAAAACGUUUAUUUUUGUGGACAUGAGCAUUGCAAUAGUAAACAUUUCUGGAGAAGAGUGUUGAAAAACUUCUGGAAUUUUUAAAAGUUCUAUUUUUAAAAAUAACACAAGUUAUUUUUGUCUUCCAGAUUCUAAAAACUCUGGUGAUUUUAUUUUAAAUGCCAAUAAAAUUUGAAAUAUAAACUAA